AUGCAUUUUGAAGGGAGACAGAGAUCGCCCCGCGCCACGCCUCUGAACCGCGAGCUCGGGAGAUGGCAGAUCUUCAUGAUUGCCAUCAGCACCAUCAUCGGCAUCGGCUUCGUCUCAAGGGCAGGCGAGAUCCUGGCGUUCGGCGGCCCUGCGACGGUGCUGGUCUCGUUUGCACUCGUCGGCGUGGUCGCCGUGGCAGUCAUGGAGGGGAUAAGCGAAAUGGUCGUGACCUGGCCCGUUUCGAACCCGCUGGUCGAGUUUGUCCGCCGCUUUGUUGACCGUGACUUUGCGGUCGUGGUGUGCGUCGCAUACUGGUACACCUGGGCAAUCACCUUUGCUGCUCUGGUCUCCACUGCUGGCAACAUUGUCAAGUAUUGGAACAACAGCAAGGCUGCAGAAGCACUCGUCUACGCCCUGUGUCCACUUUUGGUCUUCUUCAUCAACUUCAACACACUCUUUGGCUACAUAGAGCUUUUUGGGGGAGUGCUGAAGCUUCUAAUCGUGUUCAUGGUUUUUGUUAUCAUGCUAUGUUUAAAGGGAGGCGUGGACUGGGCUCAUGAGCCAUCAAAAGAAGAAGGAUUCGGCAACUAUAUCGCUGAUGGAUUUCGACACCGCUGUCAAGUCUCGAGCAGCAGUGGGGUUGCUGUCUUAAUCGGCAUCAACCUUGCAGUAUAUCCGUUUGUCGGAGUUGAAUCAGUGACCAUGACGGCGUUCGAGGCCAAAGACACAAGAGAGCUCAAACCACCCACCAGGAACAUCAGCUUCAUUGUACUAUCCGUCUACAUGAUAAGCAUCGUCAGCAUGCUACUGAAUGUCUGGUGGGAAGAUCCGCUUCUCAUGAGGUACUACGAUCAGUGGACCGCCGGAGAACACAACACGACGAACUGUCCGGACUCAACCCCAGGCCAGCAAUCCUUCGUCACAUCCCGGGCCUCCAACAGCACAGGCGACGACGACAGGCUUCUCCCCGUCAUCGCGACCGACCGCUUCGGCAUCAAGAACCUCGGCGGCGUGAUCAACGCCUGCCUCCUCUACUCGGCCUUCAGCGCCGCCAACUCGGCCCUCUUCGUCGCGUCGCGCACGCUGUACGGGCUCGGGUCCAGCAUCCAGCGCGACGAAAAGUCUGCGUUCCUGCGCCUCCUCGCGAGCUUCGGCGACGUCGACGGCAACGGCGUGCCGCAGCGCGCCAUCAUCGGCUCCAUCUUCUUCGCCUGGCUGCCCUUCCUCUCGCUCCACGACGCCCCCGGCACCCACAGCAUCCAGGACAUCCUGCAGAGCAUCGGCACCACCAGCUGCAUCCUCGUGUGGGCCUCGCAGGCCCUCGCCUUCCUGCGCUACCACUGGUGGCUGCGCAAACACCACACCGAGCUGAAGGGGCAGUACAGAAAGUUCGACCGCUGGACCCGCGCCGAUCGCCUCAGCUGGCUGGAGUUCGCGCAGCCGUGGCUGGCGUGGUUUUCGCUCGUCGCGAGCCUGACAAUUCUGUUCGUUUUUGCGAGCGCCGGGCUGUGGUCGUCGGAGACCAAUGCGAGGGAGAAGCUGGCGGUCAAGGCGCUGGAUCAGUACCUGGGGCCGGGGCUGCUGCUGCUGAUGUUCGUGGGCCUCAAGGUUGUGAAACGGAGGGGCUGGGUGAGGUUGGGGAAUUGGGACGAGUUGAGGGAGACGCUGAAUGAUUUGAAUGAGUUGGUGAUGCCGAGCAGUACAUCGACAGGGGAUCGACAGGCCAAUGGCUCGCUUGAACCUAAUGGCCGUGUGGAUGGUACGGAGGUCUACGAAAUGGUCAACGGGACUGUGCACGAGAUGUGA
This is a messenger RNA of Diplodia corticola, 1806 nucleotides long. Its product is annotated as general amino acid permease. NCBI's taxonomy places the organism in Eukaryota, Fungi, Ascomycota, Dothideomycetes, Botryosphaeriales, Botryosphaeriaceae. Gene Ontology annotation, cellular component: membrane. The record is from RefSeq and is a predicted model, not a curated record. Bases 1 to 1806 code for a protein of 601 amino acids. Gene Ontology annotation, biological process: transmembrane transport. The transcript has 6 exons.